Molecule: messenger RNA, 2294 nt
Organism: Rhipicephalus sanguineus (brown dog tick)
Lineage: Eukaryota; Metazoa; Arthropoda; Arachnida; Ixodida; Ixodidae
Product: progestin and adipoQ receptor family member 3
Exons: 1
Coding region: 420-1382 (320 amino acids)
Cellular component (GO): membrane
Molecular function (GO): signaling receptor activity
Source: RefSeq, a predicted model, not a curated record
CUUGCCUCCUCCCCUGACCGACAUUGACCACGAUUAGCCCGAUUCCGUUCGGUAAGCCGCGGGCGCUUCCGCCUUCGCGUAGAGGUCGGCGAAACCACCGGAAGCUCCGUCCGGCCUCCCGCAAAGCGGCAAAUCUCGGUUUCAUCGCCCGCGAGCAUUCCGUGCUUUAGAGCUGAUGCAAAGAGACCAUCUCGGGCUUCGCGCUUAUCGACGGCAAAACCGGAAAGCCCUCUCAGAGGUCGGCCCCUACGCGGCCGGCCGUCCCGAAGCGCGUCGUCGUCGUCGUCACGGUGGCUCACUUGACGCAACCUCUGACGUCACAACCGCGGCGCGGCGCUCCGGUCGAGACGUUGAAAAACCGGCCAUCGCCCGCUACCAGGUCGUCAGAGAAGCGAGCGCGCCAAUCUCGAAAACAAGCCAUGUGCGAACACAAGGGGGAUCACCAGUGCGUUGCCAUUUCGGCCGAGACCGUCAAGUCGGUCUGGAAAAGGGCGCUCGACUUGUUUUCGACUCGCGGAGACAAAGCUGCCGAUGAACAACUGCGCUCGUACGAUGAGGCGCCGGAGUUCCUCCGCCAGAAUCCGUUCAUCCUGAAGGGCUACCGCUGCAACUUGGCGCUUCGCCGGUGCGCCCGCUCCGCCUUCGAGUGGAACAACGAGACGCUCAACAUUUGGACGCACCUGUCGGGUUUCUUCAUCAUGCUGGCUCUGUUCGUGCACGACCUCGUCUAUCGCCUGGACGAGGUGUCCCCUUCGGCGGUGGACCGGGCCUUCUGCGUCGCCAUUUGCCUGGCGUACAUGACUACCCUUCUGCUGUCCGUGGUGUACCACACGUUCAACUGCCACUCGGAGCAAUGUUACCAGCGGCUACUCAAGUGGGACGUGCUCGGCGUGGCGCUCAGUCUGAGCAUGACGUUCCUCUCCGGCGUCCACUUCGCCUUCAGCUGCAGGCCGUGGCUCGAGCUGGCCUACGGUAGCGUAGAGCUGCUCCUCGUCGCCAUCGUGCUGGUGCUCAACUUCGCGCCCCGCUUCGCCGGCCGUGAGGACGUGGAACCCGCGCGGCUCUUGGUGCUCAGCUCUCUGGUGCUCUUCGGCCUGGCGCCCACCGCUCACUGGUUCGCCCUCAACGGCGGUCUCGAGGCUCCCAUCGUCCGCCUGCUCCUUCCGCGCAUCGCGGUGCUCUUCGGCCUCAUUGGGAUGGCGUUCGCCGUGUACCGCUUCCGGAUCCCCGAGUGCCUCUGGCCCGGCCGCGUCGACUACGUCUUCUCGAGUCACCAGAUCUGGCACGUCAUCGUGUUCCUGUCUCUAGUGUGGUGGCACGAGACCGGAUUCGUCUAUUUCCACUUCAUGAGCGGCGGACAGCAGUGCGCCGUGCCCGCGUGAUGUUUCUCCGGUUGCGAAAACGUUCGCGGUCUCCGAGUCGUCGCGUCCUUGCGGACGGCACGGUGCAGGGCAUACCGAGAAACUUUCUUCACCGCAUGAAUUUUUUCGGCUGUAUGUCUCGUGAAACAUAGGCGCGUACUCAACCAGAGCACGCGCUGGAUGUUUGUGUGUAUCGAUAGCGAGUCAACUGAUACGGCUGCCAUUUGGACUUUUAGAUGAGCGCUCACGACGGCGACGCGUAUAGCAUGCUCGCCUGCGCGUCUUCACGAGCGCACAACGUGUCGUGUACACUUUAUUGUCACUUCCGUGCACACUUCACCAAAGUGCAGUGACUGAGUGGCAGUGCGAACGUGUAAGACUUCUUUCAGUCGCAUGCCGUUCGUUUCUUUAGGCCAUGGAUCUCAACGUUGCCUGUGUACUUUGCGGGCGUAGUCAGUUCCUAUGAAUUUGUAUAGAUACAGCUGUGAGCCAAGCGCUGAAGUAGGUACUAUACAACGUACCUAGAAAACGAGGACAUGGACCAACUGAUGCAAAGAAGUUGGUCCAUUAGCAACGGCCGUCCCGGAAAGGUUCUGGUCAUCAGUGACUUGGUAACAUUUUUUUUUUACUUUGUUCGUUAAUGAUGCUGGCAUCUUAGCGAACUUGUGGCGUGCUUUCCAAUGCACCGCUGAUAAUGCAUUAAGCGUUGCGUACUUUCGUCAAAAAGUAUCGUAUACGUUUCCGACACCGAUUUAAACGCGUUGCAUAAGUUGCAAAACCUCUGCGUAACUUUUCUGGGUGACUUGGUCCUGCGAAAAUUUUUUCGCUUUGUACGAUAGCAAAGAAUGCAGUGCUGAGAUCGUGUUCGUGUGGCACGAAUGCGUUUAAUCACUGAUGACGGCAUCGCCUGUCUUUUUGCUGUUGAAACAGGAA